UAAAUUUCUCACUAAACCUAACUCAUCCAGCAGCAUUCACAUACAAUUAAACAAACAUUGUUUAGCUAUGAGCAACCUUUCUUUUAUGAUGGCUUUUCUUCUCUCCUUCUUGUUGCUCUUCUCUUGUCAAAGCAUAAUUAUUGAGGCCAGGGAAAGCAAAGAAUGUGUAGGAAAAUGUCCUCCUAAGCCUUCCCCUUCAAUGAUAGAUGCAAAAGAAGGAGUCAACAAAUGUCCUCCUACUCCUUCUCCUUCGAUGAUAGAUUCAGAAGAAGGAGUCAAUAAAAAAGGUAAAGAUAUAGGCAAAUGUCAUAAAUCUCCUACUCCUUCGAUGAUAGCUUCAGAAGAAACACUCAACAAAGUAUGUAUGGACAAUAAAGGAAAUAAAAUCAAAUGUCAUUGCAAGUGUCCUAAGCAUAAAGCUCAUACUCCUUCUCCUUCGAUGAUGAUGGAUUCAGAAAGAGCCAACAACAUGAACCAUAAAGGACAUAUGGGUAAAUGCCCUCCUAGUCCUUCCCCUUCAAUGAUAGAUUUAGAAGGAGUACUCAUCAAAGAAUGUAUGGACCAUAAAGGACGUAUGAACAAAUGUCAUUGCAAGUGUCCUAAAGCUAAAACUCUCACUCCUUCCAUGAAUGAUUAUGGUUUUUUAAAUUAGAUGUAAGCCUCAAUUAUAUUUUCUUCAUAUAAUAAUAUUAAUAAAAAGGGUCAACAUAGU
This is a messenger RNA of Camelina sativa (false flax), 712 nucleotides long. The record is from RefSeq and is a predicted model, not a curated record. NCBI's taxonomy places the organism in Eukaryota, Viridiplantae, Streptophyta, Magnoliopsida, Brassicales, Brassicaceae.